Molecule: messenger RNA, 5264 nt
Organism: Sitodiplosis mosellana (orange wheat blossom midge)
Lineage: Eukaryota; Metazoa; Arthropoda; Insecta; Diptera; Cecidomyiidae
Product: lateral signaling target protein 2 homolog
Exons: 5
Coding region: 1243-4485 (1080 amino acids)
Cellular component (GO): early endosome membrane
Molecular function (GO): metal ion binding
Source: RefSeq, a predicted model, not a curated record
AAUAUGAAGUACGUACACACAUUAGUACACCACCACAAACAAUUGACUCGCAUAAAAUGGAAUACGAAAACAUCAAAAAUGAAAAUUACACGAUGUAGUUGUGCAGAAACCAUUGUGAAAUCUGUGCAAGUUGCGAGCAGUCAAUAAAAAUGUAUUAAUCAAAUAACACAAGAAGAAGUAUUACAGUCGCAUAAUCAAUUUAUUUUUUUGUUAUUUUGAUAUUUAGUUAAAAAGAAGCAAGAGACGAAACACAAAUUUCGAUUGUGUGAUUGCAUUAAAGUGAAUAUCGGGAAAAUAAGAAGAAAGAAAAAAAAAUUGUACGGCAAUUGUAGUGGGAACCCUCUCUGAUUAUUAUUGCCUGGAGAGUGUGAGAGAACGGACAAUCGAAAUUUUUAUGUGUCAAUUCCGGUGUGUCUGUACUGCUACGAACGAUACAGUAAAAUAGAGAGAGAGAGAGAAAGACAGAGAGAAACAUAUUCAAUCGCCCGAAAAGUUGCAAACAAAAACUAAACACUUUUCCAUUUCACACCGUUUUAAUUGCAAAAGAGUUUCCAGCGAAUUAAAUAUUUGUAAUUUGUGUUCGUGCAAAGAAAAAAGAAAAUACAAAAUUGUUGUUCGUGCCUUUAAACAGACGUACCACUUUUUGUUUAUUUAUUUACAUAUUAAUCAAUCCGACAUCGAUUUUGGACUUGAGUGCGUGUAUUUCCUCUUUCUCAAUGUUUCACCCAACAAUUGAAUGUGUGUACACACACGUUUGAUUCGCUUAGACGACCAAAAAGAUAAACAGUGAAACAAGAAAUGAUGCAAACAAGUCAGCGAGCAAGAAAUUCGAGGUUUUUAUCAUUUUAAAAGCGGAAAUUUUUACUUCUAUAUUUUUUUUCGGUUGUUGUUGUUUCGCAACUUUUUUUCAUUGGUAUUAUUUUGUGAAGUGUGAGUGAGUGUGUGUGUGUGCCCAAAUAUCGCGAUUAAAUUAUUGGAAAUUCUACAUCAAUUUCGAUGCGGAAUGAUGAUGAAUGCAUUGCCAUUGAACCGAAUAUGAAUGAUAUGAAGUGAAUAUUCGACGAUAAAUUUUCAAUGGAAAAAAGUGAGCGCAAAGUGGCGAGACAAACAAAGUGGAACAGUUUAAUACUUGGAAUCUGUACAGUGACUGAGAAACAAAUCAGUAAACCAUUGUCCAGCAAUAGACAAUAGAAAAGAAAACUGCAGUCAAACAAAUAGAAUACAAAGUAACAUAAAAAAAAAAUGGAUACAUUUAGGAAAUGGUGGAAUAAACCCAAGGCGGAUGAUAAAUCCAUUUUGGCCAGAUUUUAUUAUGCGGACAAAGCCUUAACUGCCGUGGCUAGUGAAUUAGAUAGUUUUGAUGGUAGAGCGGAACCAGAAAGAUGCUCGCGAUUGGUCGGGAGACUGAGACAAGGCCAGGACCAAGUACUAGCAAUCACAAAUAUUAUAAUGGACGAAUUGUUGGGUGAAGAUCGUGCGCCGCGAUCGUUUCGCGCAAAAUUUCCCGAAGAAGUAUUACAAGAGAGUUUGGCAGGUCAACUGUGGUUCGGUGCUGAAUGCCUGGCCGCUGGCUCAUCGAUUAUGAAUCGUGAAACGGAGAGUGCACAAAUGCGACCUCUGGCUAAAGCAGUUACCAAGUCUUUGGAUCACGUAAGAAACCUAUUACGCGAGCAAUGCCUUCGUAAUAAGACACCGAAUUCGUUAACAUUAAAUUUGGAUUUGAACGAUGCCGUGACUGAAACCCUAUGCGAAAGCUUAAAGAUUUUCGAUCGAUUAUUUGCCGAAUUCGAAUUGCUCUAUGUGAGCGCAAUGGUUCAGGUGAAAUCGAAACAGGAACAUGAAAUGCAGGAACUCAUUUGUGUGCUAUUUUCCGAGUCGCUGCAGCGUGCACUUCGUAUCGGUUUAUUGGAACAAGAGCAAGUCGAUUACUACGACCCGGCGUUGAUGUUUUCAAUUCCGCGAUUAGCUAUUGUUGCGGGCUUGGUUAUUUAUAAAGGUCCGUUAAAUAUGUCAAUGCCAGCUGAUCAACUAUCCGAAAUGUUCCGCCCAUUCCGUACGCUAUUAAUCAAAAUUCGCGAUCUACUCCGAACACUGAAUGCCAACGAAUUGUAUCAAUUGGAAAAGUUGUUGUGCACAAACGAAGACAUUUACACAUCAACAAAGGAAACCAAAUCGAAUGAUAACGCUGUAACCGAUGCAAUGUCGACGACAACAACGACGACGAUGCCGACAACAACAACCGAGAUAACCAACUUCAACUGUGAUGAUUCCGAUGACGAGGAAAAAUUUAUUGGUAGUAAUAGCAGUGCGAGUAGCACGAGCAGCGAAAGCACUACAAGUACGGUUAGCCGAACGAGUAGCAAUACGAGCCAAAGCACUAGCACGGGCAGUAACAGUACUCUAGAAAUACCAAGCGGUAGUGAAUCGGACUUCGAUAGACGCUUUACAUCAAAUCGAAGCAACAACAUCAGUACCACAAUGAUCAACGAAAAUGAGCUUGCACCAAAUCAUCGGGUGAAUGUUUGGUCAAAUGCACCAUUUUCGGCCGAAGCCUCGUCCACAUCGUUGCUGGUUGAAUCAAAUAUCGAUCCAGAAUCACCGACAAAUCACAAAAAUGAAUGGAUAUCGACCGAUUGCGCAUCUGGCUAUUUGAUACCAAACACAAAUUUUGGCAAUUUACUCCAAACAACCGACACCCCAUUGACUGAUAGCUUUAUCUCAAGUGACGAUGAAUACACGCAGAAAAAUUUGUCGACUGUCGUCGAGAGUGAUGAUCCGGUGUAUGUGGUUGGCUCAACAUCCAUGGAUACUAUGGACAGUGAGACAGAUAUGGCAACAAUACAAUCAAUGAUGGACAAUGUGUGUGUAUCUACGGAACCGACUCACAUGCAAACUAUCAACUCGAUUCCAGGAGUGGCUAGCGACAUGAGCCGCAUCGCAAAGAAACAUGCGCACAAUGGUGGUGAUUCAGGUAUUGGCACGGCCGAAAAUACAAGCUUAGACCAUACACCCGACUCAGAAAUGAGUAAAUUAGUAGAUUCGCCACCGUCGACAACGACGACGACGAAUGAAGUAAUGAUAUCAAAUAGUAUACCGUCGAGAUCACAGCCGAGGAUAGAAAGUCCAUUUGGCGUGUAUGCAAACGAUAGUAGUGCAACCAAUACGUCUGAAAUUUAUAAUCCAAAUACGCUUUACCAAAACUAUGCAACCCCAACAUACUACCAUACACAAGAGCAUGCCGAACAAUAUGAUGACAUGUCUGUUAGUCUUCCAAUGCCACCGCGACACCCUUCAAGAAUGCACUCGUCCCAACGACACCAUUCCCACUCACAGCACAGCCGGCGCGAGCGAUACGAACGAAAAUCAUGUCCAAAAACCAAUGCCACCCAUUCAAGUAGCUCAAAAAGUGGCACUAGUGGCUCACGACGUCGAUCAUCGAGACACCGAUCAGCUCGGAAUACCGAAGAAAAAGUUUCCAUAUCAUCCACAUCCUGUAUUUACUCGGAAGGUGAUCAACAAGAUAUUUGGCACAGCUCCGGCCGCAUGAAAUUCAAGAGCACAGAAAAUCUGUUGCAUCGUCUGUUUGUGUGUAUUGCCGGCGUUGCUGACCAAUUACAAACGAAUUUCGCAUCGGAUUUACGGCAAAUUUUACGUAGCGUCUUCUUAAUGAAUGUUUCACCGCCACCGGUGGAAGAUAUUGAAAUUGAUAUUGGUGGCAAAUCGAAGGAUUCGACCAGCGACUUGUUUGAAUUUCGUGCUAGCGAAAAUGACGUGAUACAUGAAAAUGAUGGUGGCUCGAAUCAAAGUAUUUACUCGGCUGAAGAAGCAAACCCAGAAACCGAUUCAGUGUUUGAACAAUCAAUUGUCCACCCAUUGCCACCCGGUUCGGAUCAUCAAGAACGAAGCGCCAGCCUAGAAACCGAAAUUCGAAUUACACACAGCCGCGUAAAUGUUGAACGCAGCCAAAGUUUGGGCGAUGAAGCAAAUGCACGGCCCGUGUCGCUGGUUGUAAAUACAACGCAUCAAAUUCAGUGCGUGGAACGGAAUGGUAAUCAUGGCGAGCCAAACGAUAACAGUCCACAAUCAGUGCCAAGAGUUACGGCAAAUGUAAAUAACAACGCAAAUAUGAAUAAUAAUCAAACGCCGCGAUCCGUUGACAAUUCGUCCACUUUGGCGACAACCACGACAACGAUCAUCCUAACGACGAACAGUCGACUCAAUCGAAACGAUCCGCAACCUCAGCAACAAAUCACUGAAACGCCACCGCGUUGGAUUCCCGACGAAGAAGCCGCCCAAUGCAUGUCAUGUUCGCAAACGUUCACAACAUUUCGACGACGUCAUCAUUGCCGAUGUUGCGGAGGCGUAUUUUGUGGGAUAUGCUCGAAUUCACAAGCGCCACUACCAAAAUUCGGCUUGAAUAAGGCAGUGCGAGUGUGUCGAAAUUGUUUUUCGAUGAACAUUACCGGAACUUCAGCACAUACGUAACACCUAUGAAAUCACCUCAAUGAUUUCCACCUGUAUUUUUGAUUUAUUUUUCCUCCACCCGUUUUAAAUUGCCCGACCCUUUGAGAACAGCUUAUCGAAAUUCGAUGGAUUUUUGGUGUAAAAUAUUCGUGGGAAGAGUUGCAAAUUAAAGUAACCGUGAUACAAAUUUUAUUAUUACUUUUUUAAAACAAAUUAUUUACACAUGCAAUUGUAAUAUUCACAUUAUUAUUAUUAUUUUUUAUAUAUGUAUAAAUAAUGUCUAGAUUUUGUUUUCUUUUUGGUUGUUAUACUUUUGUUUUCGAGGUGUAUACUGAAACGAUAGAUCGAGAAUAACGAAUCGACAGAUAUAUGAAAUAGCGCAAAUAUAAUAAUAAAUUAAGUUGAAUAGAAAAAAGAAAUAAAAAGCGGAAACUGCAAUGAAUGAAUUCCUUGAUUCAAUUAAAAGCAGAGACUUGAAUCAGCAAAUAAAUUGAAUUAAGUAAAUGACACGUAGUAAAUUUACCAUUUUCUUUUUCUGUUUCUAUCAAAAAAACAAAAUUAUUUCAUUAUUUUUUGUUACAAGUCUUAGUGUAAUAUGAUGAUGUUUCGAGUGGUUUAACAAACAUACAAAAAAAUAACAAAAUUUUCUCCCUCCAAUCAUUCGAAGAAGAGGAAAAUGUUUAACAAAAAUCUCGAAAUAAAUCGAGAAUAAGAAGAAGAAAAAAAAACACCAGCCAAAUUUAAAGACGAAUGAAUAUAUAUUUUUUUUAAUACAUCCAUAUAUUGAACAUUCUUGAAAA